This is a messenger RNA of Drosophila yakuba, 915 nucleotides long. RefSeq lists its product as uncharacterized. The transcript has 2 exons. Bases 91 to 876 code for a protein of 261 amino acids. The record is from RefSeq and is a predicted model, not a curated record. NCBI's taxonomy places the organism in Eukaryota, Metazoa, Arthropoda, Insecta, Diptera, Drosophilidae.
UCCAUUCUACAUUCACACGAUUUUCUCAGACUUUCAGGCAGUUAGCACACACACACACACCCCUUCACGUACACGUAGUUUAUAAACAAAAUGGAACACAAAGUUGAGUUGUUCGAACCCCCAGUGGCAUUCAAGUUGGAGCGCAGAUCGGAAAACAGAGCAACCAAAGUGGAGGAGGAGGAGCCGCACCUGACGAAGCAGCUCAAGAAGCACUACGGGAUUGAGGCAGAAGUUCUGGCGCUCCUUGUGAACUUAGAGUUGCGCUAUAAGGAAUACUACAAUCUAUACCAUUGCGAAAUGAAGGCACAGAAGAUACUGAUUGAACGGAUAUGGCUGCUAACACAGCGAUACCUGAUCCUAAUCAGUUCGGAGCAGAGCUGUCGGUAUCCCGAGGUCUACACCUUGUCCACCGAGGAGGCCAUCAUCAACGAGUACGAGGAAAAGCUGGAGGCUGUGCGAGCUUCAAACAACAAAAUGAAACACUCGCUGUUGGAAAUCAAUCAGCAGUGCAAGGAGUUCUAUGCCGCCUACGAACGUCUGGACAAGACCCAGGAAACGCCGUUCAUCAUGGGUGAUAGCCAUCAUAGAAGCAUCAGGUACCACAAGAUCAUGGCCGUCGACAUAUUCAACUACUUGUACGCGACGGUGCUGAAGCUCAAGUGCUUCAUGCAUCAGCUGGAUCCCGUGAAUCUGGAGAGUGUCGAGGAGUACCGCGACCUGCUCCAAAACGAAUCCUUGAUGGAGGAGUUCGAGGAGUAUCUAAAUGAUCACUUUGUGUACUGCAAGUGCAUGUACCCCAUCCCAACCUGCCCCAUCUUGAAGCUAAAGUGUUCGCACCAAAACAUCACAAAUUUAAAGUAUGUCAGUCGCAUCUAAUCGAGAAUAAAACGUGUAACAAACAGAAGCCCUAUAAAA